UAUUCCUGUACAACCGUACGGUCUCUUGUAAGGUGUGGUUCUCGUAAGAACUAUGCUCUCCUCACUAUCAACAGGUGUUUCAAAUUCUUUUUGAAAAAAAAAAAUUCACCAAAACAUAGACAAACAUUUUUUUUAAAAUAUAAAUAUUCAAAAAACGUGUUAUUGCCGUGAAAGUUUUGCGACCUGCGCAUUGGGAUUAUAGUUUUGAAAUUGAAAUAGAAAAAAAUUAAAGAUUAAAUAUUUGCAAAGAAAAUAAUUGCUCUUCGAAAAUAUUGUGGAUUUUAAUUGUGUGUGUGUAGAUUUUUUUUAUUUAUUAUUAGUGUUUAUUAGUGUUUAUCAGUGUUAAGUGUUAAGGUUGAAUUUGGAAGAAAUUUUCUGAAACUCAUGAUUUUUCGAUAGGUGGAUUAUUUAAAAAAAAAAAGUGUCGAUCUAGUGCGUAUUGAAUUCGGAACUUGGUUUCACUUUGUUUUCACAAAUUUCUCUUCUUUAGACAGUUGUUUUAUUUAUGUAUACAUAUUGAAGGUGUAGAAAAUACGAUCUUUGAAGAAUUAAAGCAUUUUUAGCAACAUCAUGAAAACUCUAAAGAAGUUAUCUCUUUCCAUCUUGCUCCUGGGAAAUCUUGUGCUGCCUACAAUUGUCGUUGGUUAUUCAUCAGGUGCACCAAAGAAAACAUGUUUCUCAAUGGUACCUGGUCAUCCAAAUACAGCAAGACAAAAUUCACCUCCUCCAUAUGAAAUUUGGCCAUCGAGUGCAGGCAAAAGAGUUCGAUUGAUUCUUGGAAGUUCGGAGGGACUUCCAUAUCAGGGCUUUUUUAUUGUUGCCCGUGAUAUUGAUAAUGGACGAUAUGUCGGUGAAUUUUCAAACUUGCCACGUUUAACGAAACACGUUCAAUGCUCCGAAGGUUCUAAUAAUGCUGUAACUCACGUUAGUAAAGAAGACAAGAGGAAUAUGGAAUUUGACUGGCAGGCACCUGAUAAUUACGAAGGAAAUGUUGUUUUCAACUCAACUUUCCUCCAGGACUAUGCUACGUAUUGGAUUGGGGUGGAAUCACCGCGAAUAACAGUCUUGAAAAGUUCCGCCGUUGUGGACACUUCUGCGCCUCAAAUGAAAAAUCCUAGAACGACAACUCCACCUUAUUAUCGUCCAACCCCACUGAAUAUCGACUAUGGCCAAGAUGUAUUCUACGAUGGCUGUGGAACAACUAAAAUUUGUUUUGGAUCUCCGUCUGGUUGUGAGAAGGAAAAAAAUUGUGCUGCUGUUGUAGCUGUUAUUGUUCGUGGUGAACGCUACAUUUUUGAAAUGCAAGGAAAAGAUGCGAGAUAUGUUGCAGUUGGACUGUCCAUGGAUAGUAAAAUGGGAGAUGACAGUGUCGUUGAAUGUGUGGACGAGGGAGGUCGAGUGGGUCUUUACAUGUCUUGGAAUACAGGAAGAAAAAACCAACGAAUUCGCACGCCGGAAGGUGCAGUUCAACUCGAAUCAAGCUCAAUUCGUGAUAAUAUAAUUUCUUGUACAUUUUCAAGAGAUAAAAAGACAAUUAUCAAUGGACAAGAGUUCGACCUUGUUCGCACACCUUAUAAACUUCUCGUAGCAUCUGGAACCGGUGGUGACAGUAACGGUGUUGGAUUUCAUGAUAUUACUUAUUUGCCAUCGUCCGAGGCAAGAUUAUUGUCUGAUGUUGGUGAAAUAAAAGCGGCGAGUAAUAUUUUAUUCCGAAUCCAUGGCGCUCUGAUGUUAGCUUCUUGGAUUGGUACAGCAUCCGUUGGAAUCCUUCUUGCGAGGUAUUACAGACAGACGUGGGUUAGCUCUCAGUGCUGCGGAAAGGACCACUGGUUCGUCUGGCAUCGAUUUUUCAUGAUUCUCACUUGGUUGAUGACACUCGCAGGAUUUAUUGUGAUUUUCGUUCAACUGGGAAGAUGGAGUGAUGAAACAAUACAUGCAUCCUUGGGAUUAGCAACUACAAUCUUGUGUUUCAUUCAGCCUUUUAUGGCGGCCUUGAGGCCUCAUCCGGGCGCCCCACUAAGGUCCGUCUUUAAUUGGGCCCAUUGGUUUGUUGGCAACGCUGCUCACAUCUGUGGAAUAAUUGCCAUUUUCUAUGGAUUCAGUCUUGGAAUAAGAAGCAAUCUGACUCCAGAUUGGGUCAUUUGGAUUGUUGUCGCGUACGUGGUUUUCCACAUUCUGACUCAUCUCUUCCUCACGUUUACUGGCUGUAUCUCCGACAGACAAGGAAGCCAGAGAGUUAAUUCUUUCCCCAUGAAAGAUAUGCAUUCACGUGGGUCCAUGUCGCAUCCAGAUGCCAGGCGGGACGCUCCCAAUUCGGGACUCAGGAAGUUGGUCUUUGGUAUCUACUUUGUCGUAAUCGCCAUCUUUGCAGCGGUGCUCAUAGUAAUAGUCGUCCUGGCGCCAAUUGAGGAUACGUGGAAAACCUGGAUGAAUAAAAUUUAGAUUUAUCUCUUUAGAAUAAAAAGGAGAGAAAACCUAAUAAUGAAAAGACAAACGAGAGAGAAUGAUUCGUCUGUUCGAAUGUUUGCCCCCUUUUUUUUGAGGAAAUCGUAUAAAGAAUAUACAACAAAGAACGAUAAGAAAACAUUUUGAGAAAAUAUCCCUUUUUGUAAGUACUUUUUUCUAAAUUUAUUAUUAUUUUUAUUAUUUUUCUCGUUAUUAUUACUAUUAUUAUUCUUUUUACUGUAGUUUUACUAUAGUAAAAUUAUAUUUCUAUUUUUUGAUAUUUAUUUUUUUUUUUGUUCGAAAUUUAUUGAAUCGCCAAAGUUUACCUUUGAAAAUCUUUAUACGUCUUUUUCCUCGGAUCAAACAAAAUAUCUGGUUUCACGCUAGACUGAUUGUGAAUCGAUGGUUGCCUUGAGAUUUUGCUGAAAAUCAUUGAAACAAUUUUCAGUACAACGAAUUUGUACUUAUAAAAAAAUAUAUAUUAUAUAUUGUAAAAUAUUUUUCAAACAUUUUUAAGCAUUUACAUCGAUAUUACAAUUAAUCAACAUUGGAUAAUAUUAAGGCACACCUUAUUGAUAUUUAUAUGAAUCAAUUUUCUGUUGUUGAUGGAAAUUUGUCAUUUUAUGUGCACAAAUUUCUUAUAUAUUCUAUAUUCUUUUUAAAUUACUUGAGAAGUAUUUAAAAGAAAAAAAACUAUUGUUUUAUUAUUUAAUAAUUGUGCUUAAGUUUUGAAAGAAUGGUGUUAAGCUAUAGAAACAUUUACAGUAUUAGAUUCACACUUUUUUAUUUUUACACUUUUACUGCGUUUAUAUAUAUAUGUAUAUGUCGAUUUCCAUUUUUUUUAAAAAGAGGCAAAUAGUUCAGAAAUAUUUUUUAUCCCCUUAAUUAAGUGAAUUGUACAUAGGAGAAUGAAUUUUCGAAAUUUUUCUUUCGGUCAGAACUGAAAUUUUGUAUAUUAUAUGUUGAGUGUUAUUAGUGGGAAAUUACUAUUUUUUGAAUUAAUCAAUUGUUAAUGUUAACAAUUGAAGCAAAUAAUUAUUACUUUUAUUUAAUUGAAGAUUAGGAAUUAAUUUUGAUGAGUUAAAGAAGAUAGAUUAAUUUCUAUGAAUUAAAUUCAUUCCAUAAUUAAUUAAUUUUUUUCAUUGAAAUUAAUUUUGUAAUCUUUAAUUAAUCAGAUAUGAUGAAUUGCUUUUUAAUUAAUUAUAAAAUGAUUAAUUAAUUUUUUUAAUUGAAUUUAAAAUAAGUUGGAAUUUUUUCUGUCGAUGCUGGUUAAGCGCAUAAAAUCAAAUGAGAGCAUUUUAUAUUUGUGUAUGAGUUUAGAGAGUUUUGGGUAACUGUUUAUUUUUUAUAAACUGUUUAGAAUAAGUUAAAUUAUUAUUAUUUGUUUCGUCGUAGAUAAAUUUUAUUGUUGUAUACUGCCAGAAUCAUCUUGAGAGAUUCCUGAAUAAGCCAUAUAGUAAUGAGUGAAAAAAAGUGAUUUCUGGCGAGAAUAUUUUGUGCUCUAAUUAACAUACUCGAGAAUAAAUGAUAGAUUAUUAUUAUUAUUAUAAAUAAUAAUUGUUAGAAAUAAGGCAAUAAGGGAAUCUAUUAAUAAAUUACAAAUUUUUAAGUAA
Messenger RNA from Leptopilina boulardi, 4058 nucleotides. Its product is annotated as putative ferric-chelate reductase 1 homolog. Lineage: Eukaryota; Metazoa; Arthropoda; Insecta; Hymenoptera; Figitidae. The transcript has 12 exons. The coding region runs from base 571 to 2442 and encodes 623 amino acids. The record is from RefSeq and is a predicted model, not a curated record. Gene Ontology annotation, molecular function: oxidoreductase activity, acting on metal ions.